Molecule: messenger RNA, 7896 nt
Organism: Colletotrichum truncatum
Lineage: Eukaryota; Fungi; Ascomycota; Sordariomycetes; Glomerellales; Glomerellaceae
Product: U3 small nucleolar RNA-associated protein 20
Cellular component (GO): small-subunit processome; nucleolus; 90S preribosome
Source: RefSeq, a predicted model, not a curated record
AUGCCUUCCACUUCAUCUGGACGUAUCACAAAGACCCGAAAGGGCAAGUACUCGACUCCUCAUCAAAAGAAUCACCGAUGGGAGUCCUUUGCGACUAAGGUUUCUAAACUGCACUCGCUCGAUCCCCUACGAAAAGUCCGACGACACGAUCUCGAAGCCGAAGACCUCGAAGCCACGACAUCAUACUUCCGAAAUGGCCUGCAAAAAUGGGGAGAACUCAACAUCGCCAAGGGUUUCAUCAAUUUCAAGAGAGAGGUCUUGCCGUUGAGCGAGAGUCUGCCUCAGAUUCUGCAUUUCGAAGAGAAGAUCUUCGAAUUGCUAGAGACCUCAAUUGCGAAACAGGAACACGAGUCGUUGGAGCCCUUGUUGGACCUACUCACAGCAUUUGCGCAUGACAUCGGUACAAGGUUUGAAAAAUACUAUUCCAAGUCUCUGGAUCUCAUUAUCGCCAUUGCUGCCAAGCCACAGGGCGCGGAUGUCAUUGAAUGGACAUUCGCCGCUCUGGCGUUCCUUUUCAAAUACCUUUCCAGACUUUUGGUGCCAGAUCUGCGACCGACGUAUGAUGUGAUGAUACCACUGCUAGGAAAGGCGCGGCAUCCUCCUCACAUUGCCCGAUUUGCCGCCGAGGCGUUAAGUUUCCUUAUUAAGAAGGCAGCGGCCCCAGCGAACCGAGAGAAUUCACUCGUCGCAAUCGUCAAACACGCCAGAGACGACCUUCGCAGUACGGUUGGAGAUCGCCAGUUUCAACUAUACCAAGAUGGUCUCAUGACCAUGUUCGCCGAGGCGAUCAAGGGCCCAGGACAAACGAUCCAUUCAACCGGACCAGCCAUCUUCACAUCGCUCAUGAGGGCGAUUCCCGAGACGGAGGCAGACCUCACGCCAACUGCAACCUGGACCGACCUUGUUUGUGGCGUGUUGACUAGCAUAAUCCACCACUCUAACGAUAAGGACCUUGCGCCGGUUCUCGACGCGAUCCAAGAUCAUAUCCAAACAGCGUUGAGCGAGGCGAAGUCCAGCAAAACAUGGAAGUUUGUACCGUUGGUCAGGAUUCUCGGUACAGCCGCAGGUGUUCGAAGCGGCUCCCGAAUCAGCAACUGGCCUGUUCUUGUUGAGAGCCUGACCGCAAUGCUGGACGUAAUGGCACAAAACUCCCCGGAAGUGACAGAAGAUAAAAUGAGUCUUGUCUGGCAGCAUAUUAUUGUCAAUGCCGCCAUCGUAUGGCAUCAAGCGCCAAUCGACGCCUUAAUCCCCUGCAUCAAGGACUUUAUGGCUGCUCUUCAGAAGGAUCGGCUUAUGAGAUGGUAUAUUCCAUUCUGCGCCUACUUCUCUGACCUUAAUGCCCAGCGAUUUCAAAGUCUGUUUCAAACAUACUUUCAAAGAUUUAUCGUUAGCCAUUGGUCUGACGGUCGAAACGAGGAUAUGCUGUGUGUACUCCUGCCACGUAUGGUCAAGUCAGGCAGCCUCCCAUCCCCUGGAGGCAAGGAAACCUGCAACCUCCCACGUAGCUGGCAGGACCAGAUCGUGUCAAAGUUUGAACGCCUCGAAGCGUCGCCUUUUCCCGAACGCGGAGCGUACGACAAGGAUCCUCAGACAUGGCGAGACAGAUGCUUGCCGAAAUACUCGGCUCUUCUUGAUCUUCUCUACUCUACCACAGUCCACCCGUCAGCCAACGCUAAAAUUGCAGAGCUUCUGCUCAGGAAGCUGAGACUUGCACUCAAGCCGUCCUCCACGCUAGCGUCCGAUGAGGUGCAUUUCAGCAUCAGCCAGGGCUUCCAUGCUUAUCUGCGUAUGAGCAAGGCAGCAGGCCCUGUAGACUCUGCCCUGAACCCUCUUCUCCGAGCUGCCUUGCCGCGAUUUAGUCGUUCAGUUGGCUUCCUUCAGGCUUAUCUUGAAUACACUGAGAUGACCAAGACCCAGCCUUCGUCUGCUGACCGCCACAGCAGCGAUAGCAGCGAGGGCUCAGGAGACGAAGACCCGGUUGUCGAGGCACUUAUUGAGAACCUUUCAGCCCCAUCUCAUGAGCUUCGCCUUGCGUCUUUGAAGAUUCUUCAGCAACUAGAGUCUACCCCGGAUGAGCACAGCUGUCUUACUCUGAUGCUGGACAUUGAACAGACCCCGAUGGAGCUUUCAAGCUUGAGAAAUGUUGCGAUGCAUCUCCGCAAGCUCGGGCAAAACUAUUCCUUGCUGGGCGAGAACUCAUGGCUUGCUAAGGCCAUUCCAUCCUUUAUGUUUGGCAUGUUGACGGUCAAACUUUCACCGCUAUGGGACGACACAAUUACUGCCUUGAAGUUGGUUGGAGAAUCUAAGAAUGGCGAAGAGACUAUUUCUGCUAUUGCCUUCAACUGGUUGGAGACUCCAUCGCCUCGAUGGUCUGGCCCUAAUAGCCAGCCGUCUCUUCAGGGUCGGGAGGGUAUAACCGACUUUGACUGCCUGCAUUUGCGGAAACUCUGGAACAUGGCAAACAAGAUAGAGCAGGUGGUGGACAAUGCUACCGACCUAAUGCUCCAGUCGUUCGAUGAGCAGCAGCAAACGGUCGAGGCCAGCACAACCAACGCUCGCGCCCAAGCACUGAAGGUCUUUACCGCGAUGCCACAUUUCGCGGAGAAGAGGUCUCGCAAGCUAGUGCCCUUUUUCCUGCCUUGGGCCAUCGACGAGGAUGACGCGUCCGAUAGCCAGGAUGACGAAGAGGAUCAACCCAAGGGAGAAGACUGGUCACUUCAGGACCGCAAGGCACUUGUUGGUGUCUUUGCUCUGUUUAUUAACCCGAAGGUGCUGUACCAGCACGAAAGAGUAUACCGAGCUCUUCUCCAUCUGAUGGAGAACGGUGACAUCGAGGUGCAAAAGCUUGCAUUGAAGGCCAUUCUCGCUUGGAAGCAGGAGGGUGUUCGCCCCUAUCAAGAAAACUUGGAGUAUCUCCUCGACGAAGCUAGAUUCAAGAACGAAGUGACUGUGUUCUUGCAAAGCGACGAGGCUAUUCAGCCCGAGCAUCGGGCGGAGCUGAUGCCCGUUCUACUCAGACUCUUGUACGGACGAACCAUUUCCAAGAAGGGUGUUGCAAGCGGUCGGCAUGGCUUACAAGCUACUCGUCUGACUGUCUUGAGAAACUUAAGCGUGGAAGAUAUGGGAAGCUUUUUGGAUAUCGCGAUUGGCGGCUUGAAAGGGGCUCGUGUCAUUGAUGAGUACGGAUUCCGUGCCAAUCUCUUCGACCGCGAAAUCCUCCCUCCUCGCAAGCAGGUUGGUUUCAUGAACAUGAUGCUGCCUUUGAUCAACGAGCUCGGCGCUCAUGUUGGACCUUACGUCGAGAGACUUCUGCAUCCUGUUCUCUAUUGCCUGAUCUAUGCAUGCCGUCAGUUAAGGGAAACUGCGGCUGAAUUAGACGAAGAGGCCGAAGAAACCAACGAAGCUUCCCAGGAAUCUCUUUUCAAGGCCAUUAGAACCACGGGCUUGAAGUGUCUUAUCUCCCUCUUUCGAAAUGCCCAGGACUUCAACUGGUCACCAUAUUCCGAGCCGAUUGUCAACGAGGUCAUCACUCCCAGAACCGAAAAGCUGCCGAUUGAGACUGCCCAGUCAGUUUCCAGCAUCUUGCAGCUUCUUUGGACAUGGUCUCAGCUUCCCAAGGCCGCGCUGUUCAUCUCUAUCAAUGAUCAAAUCUUGCCCAAGGUCAUUGAAUGUGUGUCCGUGCCAAAGGCAAAGGACAAUGUCAAGGUUUUCGCCCUGAGCAUCGUCCGCAACCUCAUCAAGCUGGCCCAGGCACCCGCUCAAGAGUCUGAGUUUAACGAGCUCAUCCGCACUGAGCUCAUUGAUGCGAACAUGGAGCUAAUGUUGAAGACCAUUACCACUACGCUCGAGACGCAGACCAUGGGCAAUGAUCUGCUCGAGGCUUCCAUCGAGACCAUCGUUGAGCUUUCUCCUUUGGUCGAAACAUCCGAGAAUGUCCAAGAAACGCUAAAGAUUUCGACUUGGCUUCUCAAUCAACCGCCGAGAAGAGUCAACCCCAGAGCAAAGGGCAAGAUUCUCCUUAUUCUGGAGCGCUUCAUCACCAUCCUUGGAUCUGCUGAAGCGGAAGAGAAGACUGCAGACAUUGCUAUCUACGAGACUCUGUCUUCUCUCUUCAGCUACUUCAAGGACAGGGAGAACAGACAGUCCUUGGCUCGCGUGCUUUCCGCUCUAGCUGCCAAGGAUGACACUCUCCAGGAAGUUGCUGACCUGUGUAGCGCUUUGAACGCCUUUGUGCCUAACCGCAUCGAUGAGCCAGACUACGACAAGAGACUCAAGGCCUUCACCCAGAUCACUAAACGGGAGUCGCCGCUCACUGUUAGGCAAUGGCUUCCGCUCCUGCACAACUUGAUAUUUUUCAUCCGCUCGGAUGAAGAAUUUGGCAUUCUUGCGUCAAAUUCGGCAGACGGUAUCCGAAAGUUUAUCAGCGAGGUGGCAUCCUGCCAAGAUGAAGCAUCGAAGAUCGCUUUCGACGCCCAGAUGAAGACCAUCUUGUUGCCGUCAAUCUACUCCGGUGCUCGCGAGGAGUCUGCUACUGUGAGACGAGAGUAUCUCAGAGUAUUUGGAUACUUGCUGUCACAGAUGCCCACGUGGGAGCCCGUUGCAGACAUGAAAGGUCUUCUUAGCGGAGACAUUGAUGAGGAGACCACUGAGCUGCCCUUUUUCUUCAACAUCCUUAGUCCCGCCACAUCGCGACAACUGGAGGCUAUUCGAUUCCUUGAGGCUGCCAACGAAAGUGCGGAAAUCGGUAGCCAGAACCUCAGUCAGUUCUUCAUCCCGCUUCUGGAGCACUUCAUCUUCGGCCGUACCGAUGGCAGCGAUGAUCACGGCCUGGGUGCACAAGCGACAGCAACAAUCGGUAACCUGGCUCUUUCCCUUGAUUGGAAGCACUACCGUGUCAUUCUCCAGAGGUACAUCAGCUACGUUGAGUCAAAGCCCGACCUUCAGAAGCAGGUGAACAGACUUCUUGGCAAGUUUAGCGAUGCCCUCGUUGUCUCUGUAGAACAAAAGGCAGCAGAACCCAUGCAUCUGGACGAUCCCGAGACUACGCCUUCCACCAAGAGAUUGGCACUCACAGUCCCUGCGCAAGAGAAGCUCGGUAGUGAUGUCAACAACCUUUUCCUCCCCACACUGAUCAAGCACCUGCAUGAAAAGGAUGAGUCCGAGGUCAGCUACCGCGUCCCGGUUGGUGUUAUCAUUGUCAAGCUCUUGAAGAUCCUCCCCACCGAAGAGAUGGGCCAAAAACUUGCCGGUGUUCUUACCGACAUCUGUCACAUCCUGCGAAGCAAAACCUGGGAAGCCCGCGAGAUGGCUAGAGAUACCCUGGUGCAGAUUGCCUCUGUGCUUGGCCCUACGUAUUUUGGUUUCAUUAUCAAGGAACUGCGUGGAGCUCUCAAGCGAGGUUACCAGCUUCACGUUCUCUCCUACACCCUUCACUCCAUGCUUCUCAGAGUUAUUCCUGAGUUCCAGCAGGGCGAUCUCGACUACACUCUCUGGUCCAUCGUAGCGGUUAUCAUCGACGACAUCUUUGGUGCCACUGGUCAAGAGAAGGACGCCGAGGGGUACAUCAGCCAGAUGAAGGAGGUCAAGGCCAGCAAGAGUCAAGAUUCUAUGGAGCUUAUCGCUAAAUCCGCUUCCAUCAACCAUCUUGUCACCCUCGUACAUCCUCUGCGGUCCCUUCUUCUACAAAAGGUUGAUCUCAAGCUGGUUCGCAAGAUUGAUGCGCUAUUGGCAAGAAUCACUGCCGGUCUGUUGCAGAACCCUGCCGCGGAAAGCCGCGACACGCUGGUUUUCUGUUAUGAAGUCAUCCAAGAAGUCUACAAGAGUCAAAAACCAGAGCAAGCGCCAAAGAUCGAUUAUCGCCUAAAGAAGUACCUCUACCAGAAAGGUGUUAAGAAGGACAACCACGGCACCGCGGGCAAAUAUACUUUUAAGCUUGUCAAGUUUGCCUUUGAUAUUCUGCGAUCUGUUUGGAAGAAGCACGACAGCUUGCGCAACGCGGCGAAUAUUGCCGGUUUUGUUCCCAUACUGGGUGACGCGAUCGUUGGUGGCGAGGACGACGUCAAGAUCGCAGCCUUCAAACUGCUUUCUGUCCUGGUCAAGGUCCCCUUCAGCAACGACGAAGAUGUCGAUCUCUACAAGGUUGCGGCUAAGGAGGCAACGAAGAGCAUCUCAAUGUCAACUUCGACUACAACAGAGCUUUCGCAGGCUGCAUUGAAGCUGCUUUCUGUUAUCCUCCGCGAGCGCAAGGACAUUGCUGUCAAGGAUGCAGCGAUCGAUAUGCUCCUCGGCAAGCUCAAGGAUGAUCUUACCGAGCCACUGUACCGCCAUGUUACGUUCAACUUCUUGCGUUCUGUUCUUGAGCGCAAGAUUGAGACCGCAGUGGUCUAUGACACGCUCGACUAUGUCGGCACCGUUAUGAUCACCAACGAUGACAAGGACACCAGAGACCUGGCCAGAGGAGCCUUCUUCCAGUUCCUCAAGGACUACCCGCAGAGGAAGGCUCGCUGGGUGAAGCAACUCAACUUCAUCGUCGCCAACCUGACAUACGAGCGUGAGGGUGGUCGUCUGUCCGUUAUGGAGGUGGUCCACCUUCUGCUAAUGAAAUCUGCCGAUGACUUUGUUCAAGAAGCCAUCUCUACUUGUUUCCUGCCCCUGGUCAUGGUACUGGCCAACGAUGACAGCGAGAAGUGCUGCCUCGCCGCCGGCGAGCUGGUCAAGGAGAUGUUCCGCAAGGCUGAUAAGGAGAGGGUUCAGAACUUCCUGACCUUGCUGCGCUCUUGGAUCGAGCAGGAAGACAACCCUGCUGUUACGAAAUUGGCACUCCAGGCCUUUGGCUUCUUCUUCGAAGCCAAGGAGCCAUCCUCGAAGCACAAGAAGGAGCUGGAGCUGGUGCUCAGCAGGAUCGGUGAGAUCUUCGGAACUGGUGAUAUCCGUGUCGCCGACGAGGAUCUUGUCAACACAGCCCUCCACGACGUUCAAAUCCUGACGGAAAAGUACCCCGCCAGACUACUCUCAGCAGAAUCUCGAGAGUUGUGGAGCGAUGUUCGUGGAUGUUUCACUCAUCCUGAGAACUCGGUCAAGUUAAGCACUGCCAAGGUGCUCAGUUCCUUCCUUGCAGACUAUGCCGGCAAGGCCGCCAAGGCCGGUGAGACCCUUAAGGGAUCCCACGGUCUUGACCUCGAAUGCGAAGACAUUGAGGAGCUCGUCAGGUUGACCAUGUACGCCUUGAGGACACCCGAGAUCGACGACGCCCUUGCUGCGGAGAUCACUCAGAUCCUGGUCUUCCUUGGCCCUCGCCUGCCAGUCAAGUUGCAGAAUGUGCCGGAAGCGGAGACUUUGGGAGACAGAGACGAACAGGCGGCGGAGGAAGACAGAAUCGAAGAGCACCGCAAGGACCUUCAAUACCUCUUCUGGAAGCUUUCGUCACUCCUGCGCAAGGACGUUCGCCCCAAGUCAACCGCCAUUACCCCCAAGGUCGUCGCUAUGGAGGUGCUAGAGACCAUCUGCCGUCGUGUGCCGCAAGAGAACCUCAAACCCUCGUUCAAGACUAUUCUCUACCCUCUGCAGAACCUUACGGAUCCCAACAUCCCCGUGCCAUUCUCCACGGACGAACUCUUCAAGACUAAGCUUGAUGGCUUGAAGACAAGGGCGCAGAUCCUGAUGGACUCGCUGCAGAAGAAAUUCGGCACCGCCGAAUAUACCCAAACCCUGCUCGCCAUCAGAGAAGAGGUGCGCACGAGGAGACAGCAGAGGUCCAGCAAGCGCAAGAUCGAGGCUAUCGCACAGCCUGAGAAGUACGGCAGGGACAAGAGGAAGAAGACGGAGAAGAAGAAGGAGAAGAAGAAGGUUAGGAGUGCCGAGCACAAGGCAUUCAGACAGACGUACAAGGGGUGGUAA